Geosmithia morbida is the source of this 1494-nucleotide messenger RNA. RefSeq names its product mitochondrial chaperone BCS1. NCBI's taxonomy places the organism in Eukaryota, Fungi, Ascomycota, Sordariomycetes, Hypocreales, Bionectriaceae. Bases 1 to 1494 code for a protein of 497 amino acids. The transcript has a single exon. Gene Ontology annotation, molecular function: ATP hydrolysis activity; ATP binding. Gene Ontology annotation, cellular component: mitochondrial inner membrane. Gene Ontology annotation, biological process: protein insertion into mitochondrial inner membrane from matrix; mitochondrial respiratory chain complex III assembly. The record is from RefSeq and is a predicted model, not a curated record.
AUGACGUACGUGCUUCACCACAGUGGCGGAGCAGCGGCCUCGCCAGGCCUGUGGACGCAUGGGGUCGACCUCCUCCGCCAAACAUUCUCGCAGUGGUCGCACCUGGACAUCACGCAAGCCGGGUCGAUUAUCGCGUUGGCGGGCACGGUACCAGCCACGACGCGCUUCCUGAGACGCGUGUGGAACGACGUAUACGGAUGGGUUCGGCUGCUGUUCGUAUCGUCGGUGACGAUACCGGGGGGCGACCCACUGAACCCGAGCGUAGUGAAAUGGAUACUUGCCCACAAGCCGCGGCAUCACCGGAUGUUUACGGGCCGUACAGAGUUCGGACGGUCGAGUGGCGACCGGGCGGCGGCGCUCAAGAAGUCGCAGCACCCGAUCCAGUACAGCCCGCACUGGAAAUCGCGAUGGUUUCUCCACCAGGGCAACGUGAUUGUGGUGACGCGCGCGGCGGGCGACAGCUUCGGCGGGUUUAGGGGCUCCCCGGCAGCAUCAGACCCGGGGUACGACGGCGUGGGCGGCGAGGAUCUGACAGUAAGUUGCCUGGGGUGGUCCGCCGACCCUGUCAAGAAGUUCAUCGACGCGUGCCGCGAAUACACGGAUCGACAGGGCCAAUUCUUCGUCAUUGUCUACUCACGCGACCGCUACGGCAUGUCGUGGAAGCCCAAGGCGCGCACGCCCAUCCGCCACCUCGACACGGUGCACUUUGACAAUGCUGUCAAGGAGGAGCUGCUCGCCGACAUACGCAACUACCUCAGCCCGUGCACCCAGAAGAUGUAUCAAAGCCGCAGCAUGCCCUAUCGCAGGGGAUACCUGUUCUAUGGCCCACCAGGGACGGGCAAGUCGUCGCUGUCCGUCGCCAUAGCCGGCGAGUUCGGCCUUGACAUCUAUGAGGUCAAGACGCCUAGUGUCGGGUCAGACGCCGACUUGGAGCAAAUGUUCCACGAGAUACCGCCUCGCUGUGUUGUUUUGCUCGAGGAUAUUGAUGCCGUGUGGAAGGAUCGUUCUGCUUUUAACAACAACAAAAAGACCAACGCCGAUACCGCCGCUACUGCCCCGACAUGCACCCUGUCCGGUCUGCUCAAUGUUCUCGACGGUGUAGGCUCUCAGGAAGGCCGCAUCGUCAUCAUGACCACCAACCGGCCCGAGGACCUGGAUAGCGCCCUGGUGCGUCCCGGCCGUGUCGACAUGAAGGUCUUCCUGGGCAACGUGAGCCGGCAGUCGGCCGUCGACAUGUUCAUGCGCAUGUUCUCGCCCGAGCUGGGGGUCAACUCGGACACUCGCGACCCGGCCGAGAUGCGCCGCCUUGCCGACCAGUUUGCUAGCCAGAUCCCCGAUGAUACCUUCACACCGUCCCUCCUUCAGGGCUUCUUCCAAACUCAUCUCAGCAGUCCCCACCAGGCUGCCGACAACAUAGCCGCUUGGGUACAAAGGGAGAUGGCAUCAAGAAAGGGGGGCGAUCCUGAUUUCGAAGUUAUAACGAACAAGAACUGA